Perca fluviatilis (European perch) is the source of this 1045-nucleotide messenger RNA. RefSeq names its product histidine triad nucleotide-binding protein 3-like. Gene Ontology annotation, molecular function: catalytic activity. Bases 150 to 599 code for a protein of 149 amino acids. The record is from RefSeq and is a predicted model, not a curated record. NCBI's taxonomy places the organism in Eukaryota, Metazoa, Chordata, Actinopteri, Perciformes, Percidae. The transcript has 5 exons.
GCGGUUCCCGUGAACGCAGCACUGGACCGACUCGAUCAGCGGCUAGUUGUCCGAGGCGUCCUGGCUCCUGAUCGCAGACACGCCCACACUUUAUCGGUAUUCUGACUCAACCAGUGAUGAGCUCACUAACGAGACUUUAGACUACACAAAUGGGGACUCAGGGCGCUUCUGGGAGCGAAGACUGUCCUUUCUGCCAAAUAGCGAACAACCAGACUGACGCAGAAAUCCUGCUAAGUGACGAUGAGCUGCUUUGUUUUCGUGACAUAAAACCUAGCGCCACACAUCAUUACCUUGUUGUUCCCAGGACGCAUAUCAACAACUGCAAAACUCUCCAGGAGGACGACAUACCUCUAGUGGAGCGGAUGGAAAAAAUGGGAAGGAGUAUACUAGAGAAGAAUAAAGUCAGCAACCUGAAUGACGUCAGGAUGGGGUUCCAUGUGCCUCCAUUCUCAUCUGUUCCACACCUCCACCUCCACGCUCUGGCUCCAGCCAGUACGAUGAACUUCAAGUCGCAGCUUCGCUACGGGCAGCAGUCUCACUGGUUCAUCCCAGUCGACAACAUUCUUUCUCAAUUGAAGACUCGCGGCGAAGUCAAAUGAAGAGAUACAUGAGUCUGAAGGUGCAACGGCCUUUUUUUAUGUUGACAGGUUAUUUAUUUUCAUCCCGCUUCACUGAGUGCAAUUUUACAUCAGUUCUCUAUCUGACUUGACAUUUUUUGUGUAAAUGAGUUAUGAUGUAUAUUCCUCCAUGCUGUUUGGUGGUUCAGUUGUGGAGAAAAGUGGAAUAAAAUGGCUCUUUUUCUUUUAAGGUGGAAGCUGUAAAAGUUCAACCUUUCCACAAAUAUAUGUUUUUAAUAAUUCAUCCUAGUGCUAUCAAAUGUCAUGUUGUGCAAUGAGGAGAGAAUUACUGCUUUUUGGCUCUUUGGAUUUUUUUGGAUUUUUUUGGAUUUUUUGAAAAUUUAAAUUCAAACCUUAAAGACUCCCUCAGCUUAUCCCCUGAUUUGGAGGACUGAGCUCCUUCUGGACUGCUGCAGUCGACACCAGCU